Messenger RNA from Cuscuta campestris, 3654 nucleotides. Lineage: Eukaryota; Viridiplantae; Streptophyta; Magnoliopsida; Solanales; Convolvulaceae. The record is from the annotation of a GenBank genome assembly.
UAACAAGAAGACAAUGACGGAACCAUUCCCGGAGGGCAUUGAGUCAGCGGAGAUGCAAGGAUGGCAGGCAAAUGUUUGGUCAUCAGAUAUUAAAUGUGUCAUGAUUUGAUUAUUAUUGUACUUCUGCAUUACUCUGAAAAUAUUUUUAAAUGGGUCGCGAUCCAGAGUCUGUAAAUUUAAUAUUUAUAAGAAAUUAUCAUUUGCAAAUGUCAAGCGAAAUUUUUAUUUAACUCUUGUUUCACCUUAAUUCGUGUAAUUCCGGGUUAUACGGAUUGGGGUUUUACAGGAUUAAGCGAAGGACACUCCACCGUUAGACCUCCAUUCCUCGAUGGAACAAACUACACCUAUUGGAAGGAACGAAUGAGGAUUUACAUUCGGUCAAUCAGCUUCCAACUGUGGUUAAUCAUCAAAAAUGGUGAGACGACGCCAAUGAAAAAGGUUGGUGAAACCACCAUCCCAAAGAAGGAGGAAAAAUAUGAUGCUAAAGACAUCAAGAAGGUAAAAGCUUUUGAAAAAGCUAAACACAUGAUUUUUUGUGCAAUUAACCCGGAUGACUACCGGAGAAUUUCUUCUUGCUCCACCGCAAAAGAAAUGUGGGAUAAGCUUGAAGUGACAUACGAAGCCUCAUCCUCAAAAAGGGUAGAGGUAAGUGACUCCGAUAGCGAUGACGAUAAUCCUUCUUCUAACUUGCUCGAGAAGUUCCAAGAGUGUUUGAAGGAAGAACUUAGGUCCCGAGAUUGUAAAAGAAAGGGGGAACCCGUUCCAACGUGCUUUGGUUGUGGAGAACUUGGCCACAUAAAGCCAUAUUGCCCAAACCGCAAGGAAAAGAAGAAGAAGGAACGAGCAUACAUGGCAUGGGAUGCGGAAAGUUCCGGUGAUGAAACCGCCACCUUAUGUCUUAUGGCUCAUGAACGAAAUGGAGAGUCGGGUUUCAGCGCCGGUCGGCUAGGCCAUGGUUUUGGACUAGCCAUCUACCUAGCGAUGGUAGAUAUCACCCAUCCAUGGGUAAGUGAUCCCGGGAUUCCAGAACUAUGCCACGCAACGAUGGGAGAUAUUACCCAUCCAUGGGUAAGUGAUCCGGGAUUCCAGAACCAUGCCACCCAGCGAUGGGAGAUAUUACCCAUCCAUGGGGACCACCAAUUGGUAUCGGAGCAGACUUCUCACGGUUUGCCCAAGUUUUCUCUUCUAGGUUAUGAUGAUUCGAAGAUCAUGAUAGAAGCACAUCUCUACGCUCUACAUGAUUGCAUGUGGAUGGUGCUUGAGGAUGGACCCUUGAAAAUCCAAAUGGAGAACCCUGAGAGGAAUCCAGCUGCUCUAGAUGUAGUCCAAUACAUUCCAAAGCCCAAGGAAAAAUGGGAUGAUAGAGAUUGCAAAAUGCACAAUCUGGACAACGUCGCCAAAGCAGCCAUCUUCAAGACACUUGAUCCCAUCACCUUCUCCAAGAUUAAGCAUCUCAAGACUGCCAUGGAGAUUUGGCAAGGUCUUGGGAAGCUAUGUGAGGGAUCAGAGGACCUGAGAAAGCAGAAGAUAGAAGUCCUGCUUGAGAAGUUCAAAAGCUUCAAAAUGCUUCCCGAAGAAUCAUUUGAUAUGUUGGAUGAAAGAUUCCACAAGAUAUUGAAUGAUCUUGCUUCACUUAACCACAUUCUUUCUCCCAAAGAAAAGAAUGUAAGGUUGCUGAGAUCACUUCCAACUGAGUGGUACACCAAAGCCACAGCCAUGGAAGAAGGAAGAAACCUGGAGAACUACACUGUUCAAGGUCUCCUUGAUGAACUCAGAGCCUAUGAGCACGAGCUGAAAAAGAAGAAGGAAGAACAAGUCACUCCCUUCCCCACGACAUUGAUGACAACUCCAAGAAUCCCAUCAAGUGAAGGGACAUGCACAAGAAACUGUGACACACCUUCCUCCAGCCAGCCGCCAAGCUCAAAAAUGGAGAACUUCGAUGAGGAAUUUGCCAUGAUGGUCAAGCAAUUCCGGAAGUUCAAGAAGUUCUUCAAGAAGGCUGAUUCAGUCAGAAGGCCAUCCAAGGGGAAGCCACACGUGGAGAAGUACGGAGAAAGAGAAAGGAACGAGAAGAAAAAGAAAGCAAUGUUUGCUGCUGAAAGUGACGAGUCAUCCAGCUCAAGCUCGGAUGAAGAAGCCCUCGUCUGCAUGGAGCGCAGAGUUGAGAAGUCCAACCAUGAGGAUAGGUGGACUAUGUCAGAAGAUGACACUCUCUGUCUAAUGGCCAAAGAUGAUGCUGAUCAAGAGCAUGAUCAUGAGGUUCUGGAUCUAUCUGACAAGGAUGAAGAAGUCAAUGAAGGAGAUAGAAUGAAGCCUACGGAGUUCAUUCCAUUCAGAAGUCUACCACUGAAGACUUCACAGAGAAAUCCGAAUUCAAAUAGUGCUGAGCCUACCGGAAAUCUUGGCCAGCCUUCCAAUAUUCCGGAUCACUCAAACGGCGACAAUUCCGGAAAUGGCGAUCCAGUGCCAAUCCAUCCGGAAACACCAACAACUUCUGUUCUCCAACCAGAAGCUGAACUAGAUCAACCAGUCAAUCCUAAUCAGCACAAUCUUCGUUGGUUAAGGGAUCAUCCUCCCCAACAAAGAAGUUCUGCAGAAGCUAAGAAGGAAACUCAAAUGGCAGAACUGGAGGCCUCCAAAUCUCCAGUAGCCAUUUUUGAAGAACAGAAUGAAGCUGAAGAAAGAGACUCCCUCUCUAGGGAUAUAUCAAAUUUUACACUUAGGGAAGCAGAAGAAGAAUCUGAAAGGACUCUGAAGAUCAAUGAUGAAGUAGAUGUACAAGAUGAUGUUGAAACUCUUCCUAUGCAACUCUUCCAAAGAACACCCUCUACUCAUCAGGUAACCAACUUCCAUUUCCAUAGCUCUUCCAUUCCUACUCUUCCGGAUGAGGUACCGGAAAUCUGGACAAAGAAGGUCCAAGGGCUGAUUGAAUCAGCCCUAGCAUCUCAACAUGCCUCCUUGAGGCAAGAGAUAGAGCAGAUGGAAGCCAGGCACAACAAACUGAUUGAGAAAUUCGAAGAGACACAAUGCUCCAAUCUCAAGGAGAUAAGCAAAUCAGUGGAUAAAACUCUAGAGAUCUUAUCUCUAUUGAGUAACACUGUGAGCAACACGAUGGAGACAUAUGCAUCUGACAGUUAUCUUCAACUCAAGGAGGUUAACAAAAUCAGAGAGCAAAUAGAAAAUGUCACAGUCAGUCUACAAAAACAAAUGUCCAUUCUCCAAAUGGACAUCAGAGCAGCUCUGGCAGUGUCUUCAGCAAAUCAAGUAGUAACCAAAGACUACUUGAAGCCACUCUUUUGCUCAACUAGCCACCACAAUUUUCCACUAAAGUCAAGAUUUCCUAUAUAAUACUCCACCUCCACCACCAUCAUCAUCAUUAUACAUCUUCACCAUCAUCAUCCAUCAUCUCCUUCAUCCAUUCCUCCCUCUCCAUUUUCUCUCUCUGUCGGCCAAACAAAAGGAAAAGAAAAGAAAGCUUAAACUCCAUAGUUGGUUCAAGGAAGAAGAAGAGGAAGCAACAAACCAUCUAAAGUUCUAAAAUCCCGAGUUCAAACACAGCAGCCCACUUCUAGGAACAUCCGGAAGGUAUCAUAGAGAAGGUUCGGCAUUGGAAUGUUGAAGUUAGUGAGUUAAUCGUCGGAAUCGUGUUCAUCG